Messenger RNA from Anguilla rostrata (American eel), 12850 nucleotides. It is a transcript of the gene scn8ab, whose product is annotated as sodium channel, voltage gated, type VIII, alpha subunit b. Gene Ontology annotation, cellular component: axon; voltage-gated sodium channel complex; plasma membrane. The record is from RefSeq and is a predicted model, not a curated record. Gene Ontology annotation, molecular function: protein binding; voltage-gated sodium channel activity. The coding region runs from base 2984 to 8290 and encodes 1768 amino acids. Gene Ontology annotation, biological process: sodium ion transmembrane transport; neuronal action potential; membrane depolarization during action potential. The transcript has 23 exons. Lineage: Eukaryota; Metazoa; Chordata; Actinopteri; Anguilliformes; Anguillidae.
CUGAUGUUGACUGAAUUGCCAAACUUUUAAGAUAUGUGCCUUUUUAAGUAUGGGUUUACGCAUCCCAUACCAAAAACUAUGUUCCAAAUGUUUACAUUUCCGUGUGCUAAGUACUUUCUCAUGCACCGCUAAUACAUUCUUCCUGUGUGUAUCUUUGUCUCCAUGAUACGUUUUGGAAGUUGUUUCGUUUAUGUUUCUUUUUGGUAUGGGAUGCCAUCUGCUGCAUGAUGCUUGGGAGCUUUGAGAACCGCUCGUUUCUGUGCUUCUGUUGUCCCGAGCAACGACGGCCUUCCUAAUCACAACGGCUUGUGGCAGCCGCACACGCCCUCUCUCAGUUCAGGGUUUCAUAGCAAAUAUCAAUGGGUUCAUGGAGCAGUUCAACAAGAAAACACAACACAGGGAAAUCAUUGCUGGACUAUGCAGUCUGGCUUUCUUUUCUGUAGGAUCAUGUGCAAAUGAACUGUCACGCUUCAGAAUUAACGUUUUCCGAAGGGAAUCGAAAACACAGAAAGAACACAUAAGAGUUAACUUACCGAUCAUUUAUACCCCAGCCUCAUAAAUCAAAAGCUCCUGUGCUCCAAAUUUUGCUUGAGAGGAACAUAAUAUGCUUACCUUUUCUUCAGCUCUAUCGGGCAUUAAAGUUUUGAAAUGCAGUUUUCUCUUUUCUUUGGAAAGAGACUCAGCAUUAUAUGUGAAUGUAUGUAUUUUUCUCAUUGUUGCUAUCCAGAAUUUUCCUUAACUUACUUUUUCUGCACAGUCUUCAGCAUGAUCAUAAUGUGUACAAUUUUGACCAACUGUGUAUUCAUGACUUUUAGCAAUCCUCCUGAAUGGUCGAAACAAGUAGAGUAAGUAUGCACUUUAAUUUCACGGCAUGCUUCUCUUUGUUUAGCCUCAGGGUAAACAGAAAUACUAUGACCUGGAUUCAAUCAACAUUUGUACUUAACUUUCAUAUAAUAACCAAAACGACCUUGGGAGGUGCUUAAGUCAACUCUAGAUAGCUGGAUGGAUAUAAAUUGCCAUGUGUCUAGACCAAAAUGUUCUAUGAGCUUUAUAAAUCAAACCUCAGCAGUAAUGCCUUUUGGACCUUUUUUACUGAUAGCAGAAACAGAUUCUAUAUAUUGACCAGAUAUUCAGCUCCUAAAGACAGGAUGUUCUCUUUGGUAGCACAUUCUAUGUUAAAAAUACAGAACUAAGUAUUUGGUAAGUCUACAGUUUUUUUAUGGCAGUGGUCAGGCUUGAACAACAACGUGGUACUACAAAUAGUCUUUUUUUACUGAGCCAUUAUACAAAGUUCAGGUACAGUUCACAAGUUCAGUUUCCACUGCUUGCUGACAAUUUUAAAAUAAAUAUGUGAUUUCACCAAUAGCUGUCAUGAUGAAAGUCUUAUUAGAUUAAUAUUUUUGUGCAUUUUGGUAAUGUUUUAUUUCAAAUGAUUAUUUGGCCCAUAUGUAGCUCCAAGACGACAGUUGACAUAAUGGCGUAUGUUUUUUGGCAAUUUUUGUUGAGCUUAACCCUUUCAGUCCCAUGUCAAACACAGCCAGAGAUCACAAGGCAUAGCCGCAAAACAAACCCCAACCUGCAGUUUUCAUGAAGGAUACCAAAGUGCAAGGCAGAAGCUGGAUAUUAUUCAAAAGCCUGGCUGAUACCUUGGCUGUAAUCUGGAACUAGUUCAUGGACAGGUUAUUGUUUUUAUGAAUGGCAGUCCUAUAAGUAUACUUAUAUAUUUAUUUGUAAGAGUUUUAUACUUCAGUAUCCCGCAUUUCAAAAUUACAUUCCAUGAUACACUGCUCGUUUCUAUGGUGUCUCUGAAGUAACAGUUGGUAAGCUUGUAACAUUAAAAUGUUAGACAGACUGUAGACAUAUUCUAUUUUGUUUCUAUUAAAAUGCAGAAAGAAAUGAAAACUAUGUUUAUCAGUGAUGCUGUAUGGGGCCUGAAAAAAGUAAAGGACAGAAAAAAGUAAAAAGAAAAGCAGAUGAGUGAGUUUUCUGUUAGGCUUCUUAAAAUCAUAUAUUGUGUUUUUUUUUUUUUUUAGAAGGUAGUACUUCAUGCAUCAUCUUAACAUAUUUUCUGUAAGAAAGGGAAUUAGACUGUGGUGGUAUCUCAUGGCUAAGUUGAGAAGCACAUGUAAAGUAGUAUUAAAUACUCUUACACAUCAUUCAUGUGAUUUUUUGGUCAUAACUAACAUCAAAUGUAAUAUUUGGCAAAAAGGUCAGAAAAAUGUCUUGUUUGUUUAAUUUAACCACUGUAAAUUGUCCACCUACUUGUCAUAGUAGUAAAAUUGAACAUGCACAAGUUUACACACUAAAACCAAAUGACAUUCAAGCUCAGCAUGGAUUUCUACAAUGUAAGAUUACAGCAAAUAAAUAAAUAAAGAAAUAAUCUAAAGUUUCUAAAUUUGAUUAAUUCAGCACACUUGGGUAACAUAACAUUAAAGUUUUUCAAUGGUAUACUUAUUGUUGUUGACAUAAUUCACGUGUCUCACAGGGGAAAUGCUUAUUUAUUGGUAGUUUAUUUUAUCAAAUAUAUACAGGUUUGAACAUGUCUUGACAGGAGACGAGACCUCUGAUCAUCUAUCAUCAUCACAACUGAAAUGAAUCAAACAUUUACUAUUACUGAAAAAAAAAUAUUUUGAAAUUUUACAAUAAAAGUUGACUGAAUCCAAGCCUAUGUUGCAAAUACUAUUCUAAGUAACUAUUCUAGUAUUUGCACCCCAAGGAAAGUGCCAUAAAAAUAAGUGUAAACUUGGUCCGUAGCACGGCUUCUUUGCAGAGGCAUGGCUACUGCACCACUGCAUGAUGGGAUGGCGAACUGUUCUGAUAGCUGUCCGUCUUAAAACGACGUCUGAUCCUCACUGUGGUUUUUCCUUCUAGGUACACCUUCACUGGUAUUUAUACCUUUGAAUCGCUAACAAAAAUAGUUGCUCGAGGGUUCUGUAUAGACGGGUUUACGUUCCUAAGGGAUCCAUGGAACUGGCUCGAUUUCAUGGUGAUUUCUAUGGCAUAUGUCACAGAGUUUGUGGACCUGGGGAAUGUGUCUGCGCUGAGAACGUUCAGAGUUCUCCGGGCAUUGAAAACUAUCUCUGUCAUUCCAGGCCUGAAGACCAUUGUGGGCGCCCUGAUCCAGUCAGUGAAGAAGCUGUCGGACGUGAUGAUCCUCACCGUCUUCUGCCUCAGCGUCUUUGCCCUGAUUGGCCUGCAGCUCUUCAUGGGCAACCUGCGGCAAAAGUGUGUCAUCUGGCCCAUCAACUCCACCGAAACCUACAUGGCAAACGGCAGCAAAGGGUUCGACUGGAGCGAGUACAUCAUGAAUGACACCAAUUUCUACUUUAUCCCGGGACAACUGGAUGCUCUCCUAUGUGGGAACAGCUCCGAUUCUGGUCGAUGCCCUGAGGGGUACAUGUGCAUGAAGGCGGGGAGGAACCCCAACUACGGCUACACCAGCUUCGACAGCUUCGGCUGGGCUUUCCUGGCCCUCUUCAGGCUGAUGACUCAGGACUUCUGGGAGAACCUUUACCAGCUUACACUGAGGGCUGCAGGGAAGACCUACAUGAUCUUCUUUGUUCUGGUGAUCUUCGUGGGCUCCUUCUACCUGGUGAACCUGAUCCUGGCUGUGGUGGCCAUGGCCUACGAGGAGCAGAACCAGGCCACCAUGGAGGAGGCGGAGCAGAAGGAGGCCGAGUUCAAGGCCAUGCUGGAGCAGCUGAAGAAGCAGCAGGAGGACGCUCAGGCGGCAGCCAUGGCCACCUCGGCCGGCACGGUGUCAGAGGACCCGGUGGAGGACGACGGUGGGGGCCACCUGUCCCGAAGCUCCUCUGAGGUCUCCAAAUUCAGCUCCAAGAGCGCCAAGGAGCGCCGCAACCGCAAGAAAAAAUGGCGGCAGAAGGAGCAGCUGCACGGCGAGGAGAAGGGCGACAGCGAGAAGUUCGUCAAGUCCGAGUCCGACGACGGCAGCAAGAGGAGCCGCUUCCGUUUCCCUGACAACCGGCUGGGCAGGAAGACAUCCAUCAUGGACCAGUCCCUCCUCAGCAUUCCCGGCUCCCCGUUCAUGUCGCGCCACAACAGCAAGAGCAGCAUCUUCAGCUUCAAGGGCCGCUCCAAGGACGUGGGCUCGGAGAACGAGUUCGCCGACGACGAGCACAGCACGGUGGAGGAGAGCGAGGACCGCCGCGGCUCCCUCUUCAUCCCCUACCGCCGCAACAGCUACAGCGGCUACAGCCAGGGCUCGUCCCGCAUCAACCCGCUGGUCGCCCACUGCAAGCGCAACAGCACCGUGGACUGCAACGGCGUGGUGUCGCUCAUAGGACCCGGGCCGGGCGGACGCCUUCUGCCUGAGCAAGCAACAGAUGUUGACGUGAAGAAGAAGCAUUCGGGCUCCCUGAUGGUGUCUGUGGAGCAGCUCAACACAUCCUUUGGACGCAAAGACCGGGCCAACAGUGCAAUGAGUGUCAUCACCAACACUUUAGUGGAAGAACUGGAGGAGUCCCAGCGCAAGUGCCCGCCAUGCUGGUACAAGUUCGCCAACACCUUCCUCAUCUGGGAGUGCUGUCCUCUGUGGCUGAAGAUCAAGGAGAUCGUCAACCUGAUAGUGAUGGACCCCUUCGUGGACUUGGCCAUAACCAUCUGCAUUGUCCUCAACACCGUCUUCAUGGCCAUGGAGCACUACCCCAUGGCGCCUGACUUUGAGGAUGUGCUGUCCGUCGGAAAUCUGGUGUUCACUGGGAUCUUCACGGCUGAGAUGUUUGCCAAACUCGUCGCUAUGGAUCCAUACUACUACUUCCAGGAGGGCUGGAACAUAUUUGACGGCUUCAUUGUGAGCCUGAGUUUGGUAGAGCUGGGCCUGGCUGAUGUGGAGGGGCUAUCUGUGCUGCGAUCCUUCCGAUUGCUGCGAGUGUUCAAGCUGGCCAAGUCCUGGCCAACCCUCAACAUGCUGAUCAAGAUCAUUGGGAACUCGGUGGGCGCCCUGGGAAACCUGACCCUGGUGCUGGCCAUCAUCGUCUUCAUCUUCGCCGUGGUGGGCAUGCAGCUCUUCGGCAAGAGCUACAAGGACUGCGUGUGCAAGAUCGCCCAGGACUGCGAGCUGCCGCGCUGGCACAUGAACGACUUCUUCCACUCCUUCCUGAUCGUGUUCCGGGUGCUGUGUGGGGAGUGGAUCGAGACCAUGUGGGACUGCAUGGAAGUGGCAGGACAGACGAUGUGUCUCACCGUCUUCAUGAUGGUCAUGGUCAUCGGAAACCUUGUGGUACUGAACCUGUUCCUUGCCUUGCUGCUGAGCUCCUUCAGUGCAGACAACCUGGCGGCCACGGAUGACGACGGCGAGAUGAACAACCUGCAGAUCUCCGUCAUCCGCAUCAAGAAGGGCAUCGCCUGGCUGAAGAUCAACGUUCGGGUGCUCGCGGCGACCCUGCUGAAGAAGGAUAAGGAGACGGACGAGGUGAAACCGCUGGACGACAUGUACGACAAGAAGCUCAACUGCAUCGCCAACCACACCGGCGUGGACAUCAACCGCGAGCUGGACUACCAGAAGAACGGCAACGGCACUACCAGCGGCAUCGGCAGCAGCGUGGGGAAGUACAUGAUCGACGAGGACCGCAUGUCCUUCAUCCACAACCCCAACCUGACUGUGCGCGUGCCCAUCGCCGUGGGCGAGUCUGACUUCGAGAACCUCAACACCGAGGACUUCAGCAGCGAGUCGGACGUGGAGGGCAGCAAAGACUUGGAUGACACCAGCUCCUCAGAGGGAAGCACCAUUGACAUUAAGCCCGAUGUAGAGGACGUAGUGGUGGUGGAGGCUGUGGAAGAGUACCUGGAUCCAGAGGCCUGCUGGACAGAAGCCUGUAUUGCCCGGUACAAGUGCUGCGACGUGCCAAUCACUGAGGGCUGGGGGAAGUACUGGUGGUUCCUGAGGAAGACCUGCUUCCUGAUCGUGGAACACAACUGGUUCGAGACUCUCAUCAUCUUCAUGAUCCUGCUCAGCAGUGGGGCACUGGCCUUUGAGGACGUGUACAUUGAGCAGAGGAAGACCAUCCGCAUCAUCCUGGAGUACGCCGACCGAGUCUUCACCUACAUCUUCAUCCUGGAGAUGCUGCUCAAGUGGGUGGCCUAUGGCUUCGUCAAGUACUUCACCAACGCCUGGUGCUGGCUCGACUUCUUCAUCGUGGAUGUGUCUAUAGUCAGCCUUAUAGCAAAUGCCCUGGGCUACUCCGAUCUAGGCCCCAUUAAAUCACUCAGGACACUAAGGGCCUUGAGACCGCUCAGAGCUCUGUCACGAUUUGAAGGGAUGAGGGUGGUAGUCAACGCCCUGGUCGGAGCCAUUCCCUCCAUUAUGAAUGUGUUGCUGGUGUGCCUCAUCUUUUGGCUAAUUUUCAGCAUCAUGGGGGUCAACUUGUUCGCCGGAAAGUAUUACUAUUGUCACAAUGAGACGGCCGAGGAGCGCUUUGAGGCCGACGAAGUCAACAACAAGACCCAGUGCUUUAACCUCAUCAACGCUAACUUCACCGAGGUCCGGUGGAAGAACGUAAAGAUCAACUUUGACAACGUGGGGGCUGGCUACCUGGCCCUGCUGCAAGUGGCCACUUUUAAGGGCUGGAUGGACAUCAUGUACGCUGCAGUAGACUCCAGAAAAGUGGAGGAUCAGCCCAUCUAUGAGGACAACAUCUACAUGUACAUCUACUUUGUCAUCUUCAUCAUCUUUGGCUCCUUCUUCACCCUCAACCUCUUCAUUGGUGUAAUCAUCGACAACUUUAAUCAGCAGAAGAAGAAGUUUGGGGGCCAGGAUAUUUUCAUGACUGAAGAGCAGAAAAAAUAUUACAAUGCCAUGAAAAAACUGGGCUCUAAGAAACCACAGAAACCCAUCCCUCGACCGCUGAACAAAAUCCAGGGGAUGGUGUUCGACUUUGUGACGCAACAGGUUUUUGACAUCUCCAUCAUGAUCCUAAUUUGCCUCAACAUGGUGACCAUGAUGGUAGAGACAGAUGAUCAGACACCUGAGAUGGAGGACAUCCUAUACUGGAUCAACUUCAUUUUCAUCAUUGCCUUCACCAGUGAGUUUGUGCUCAAGCUCUUCGCCCUGCGACAUUACUACUUCACCAUAGGAUGGAACAUCUUCGAUGUGGUUGUGGUCAUCCUCUCCAUUGUGGGUAUGUUCCUGGCAGACAUUAUUGAAAAGUACUUUGUGUCACCAACUUUGUUCAGGGUGAUCCGUCUGGCCCGUAUUGGACGCAUCCUGCGUCUGAUCAAGGGGGCUAAGGGCAUCCGAACUUUGCUGUUUGCGCUGAUGAUGUCACUUCCUGCCUUGUUCAACAUUGGCCUGCUGCUCUUUCUGGUCAUGUUCAUCUUCUCCAUCUUCGGCAUGUCCAACUUCGCCUACGUCAAGAGGGAGGCGGGCAUCGACGACAUGUACAACUUCGAGACCUUCGGGAACAGCAUGAUCUGCCUGUUCAUGAUCACCACCUCGGCCGGCUGGGACGGCCUGCUCCUGCCCAUCCUCAAUCGGCCGCCCGACUGCAGCCUGGAGAAGGAGAACCCCGGCACCUCGGUCAAGGGCGACUGCGGCAACCCCUCGGUGGGCAUCUUCUUCUUCGUCAUGUACAUCAUCAUCUCCUUCCUCAUCGUGGUCAACAUGUACAUCGCCAUCAUCCUGGAGAACUUCAGCGUGGCCACGGAGGAGAGCGCCGACCCGCUGAGCGAGGACGACUUCGAGACCUUCUACGAGAUCUGGGAGAAGUUCGACCCGGACGCCUCGCAGUUCAUCGCCUACGCCAAGCUCUCCGACUUCGCCGACGCCCUGGAGCACCCGCUGCGGGUGCCCAAGCCCAACACCAUCGAGCUGAUCGCCAUGGACAUGCCCAUGGUGAGCGGGGACCGCAUCCACUGUCUGGACAUCCUGUUCGCCUUCACCAAGCGCGUGCUGGGCGACAGCGGCGAGCUGGACAUGCUGCGGCAGCAGAUGGAGGAGCGCUUCGUGGCGGCCAACCCGUCCAAGGUGUCCUACGAGCCCAUCACCACCACGCUGAGGCGCAAGCAGGAGGAGGUGUCCGCCAUCACCAUCCAGCGGGCCUACCGCUUCCACCUGGCCAGACGCGGCUUCGUCUGCAAGCGCAGGCCGGCGGCCGACAAACUGGAGAACGGGGGGACCAAUCAGGAGAAAAAAGAGGGGACGCCCUCGACUGCCUCCCUGCCUUCCUAUGACAGUGUGACCAAACCUGACAAGGAAAAACAGGAGGAGAAUGAGGGGCGGGGGAGGAAAGAGAGGGGCAGAAACCAAAAAGACGUCAGGGAAUCCAAGUGUUAGAAUACAAUAACAAUAAUUAACUAAUAAUAAUGAAUUAAAAAUAACAAUAAUAAUAAUAUGUUAAAGCAAAGAGAGAGGGAAAACCCCAUGAAAUCACAAUAAGCAGAUUAUUUCAUUUGCAAGUUUAAACAACAAAAAAAAAGAGAAAAAGUGAAAAUACAAAUAAAAUAAUUGUUUACAGACUUCGUUAAUGUAUCAAUGCAGAAGAAACGGCUUGGUUUCUUACAGCUUUGAAGACACUUAAACUCAAUUAAACCAAACAUAAUCAGCUUACUGUGUGACCUUGUUGCAUCAAGACUUAAGAUUUCAAUAAAUAGUUAAGAAAAACGAAGAAUCGAAAGAAGAAGACGACGCUCCCGCGCCGACAAAAAACUCUGUUUGUUGGGUGGGGGGGGAUGGGACGUCUGUGACAGAGCGGGGGAAUGUGAGCGGAGCAAGAGGAGGAAGACUCGCGCGAGAUCUCCGCAAUCGCCACACAUGGAUUCCUGUUCAGGAGCAGCGCCAUGGUGGAUUUUUUUUCCCAAAGGAAACAGCACUGCUGGACUCUUAAAACAACAGCUCAAAGCAGUCUGAAGGGUUCUCUGAGUCAUUUUCAUAUUUAGAAAACGGGGGGGGGUAGCUGCAAAGCUAAAACAAACGAAACUGAGACAGGUGGGGGAAACGAAAGCUAGAGAGAGAAAAAAAAACCCAAUAAAAAUAUAAGGGUUUUUUUUUUUUUGUUUGUUCAUGCCGAGUAUACUUGCAUCUUACCAUCUGAGCUGCAAAAAAGGGAACUAGGAAAAAAAAAAUUAAACAUUGCCCACAUUACUUAAUCAUUUUAUCUUUGUUAUACCCGCAUAUAAAAAAAAGUUUUCUACAUGGGCUUUCACACUGAUUGGGAAGGGGGAACUAAUUAGGGCUUUGACCUGGGCUGAAACGGGGACUUGCUCAGUCAGAUCUCCAGAUAAAUAAAUAAUCGUGCUCGUUCAAUGCAUAGAAAUGACUUGCAUGAUGGCAUGUUUUGAUCAGGAAUCUUGCAUGAUUAAACAUAGUCCACAAGACACUAAUACUACAGACCACAACAGUGGCUUGACCAUGAGUUUGAGGCUGUCCACUGGAUAUAAAAGAAUAUAUAAAAAGAUGAAAAAAUUCAGAUAUUAUAUUGAUGGUGAUACACUAUAUUGGAUUUUAAAAGAAAGCUAAAAAUCCAAAGUCAAUCCUGCCCUUAAUAAAUGGUACCAUCCAAACAGACAGAUCUCUCUUUGUAGCCGCAUUUGGUUGAAAUAAAUUGCAAACAUUCAGUAGCUGCUGUUUUAAUUAUUGCCAUUAUUGUGGCACAUUAAAUAAGAAACAAUACAAGAAUGUGCUGCUCUGGAUUAUGUGAACGAGAUGAAUGGGAAUGCCUGUUUAUAUAUAGAGAACGAGUAAAAAACAAGAAAUAUGCAGUAAACUACAACAAAUUAUUUCUUUCUACACAGCAAUAUUAAUUUCCACACCUACCAGCUCUGAUAUUUGUUCUUUUUUUCUAUAUUUCUUUUUUUCUGGAAGAGGACACUGUUGGAGUUUGGGUGGGAUAGAUGUUUUUUAGGAGUGUACCGGGCUGAUUAUUUUCAUGUUUAUAUAUAUGUUCUGAAGAUAUGAAUUUGUUUAUCAUUAUUUUACCUUUCCUUUUUCUUUUCUUUUUUUAUGUUGUCUUUUCAUUCUGUGGUACUGCCUAUGCCUAUUUCAUUAUUUAAGCUUUUAUUGUGUGCAUAUUCUUUUUUAUAAGGUAUCAGUUUACACUGUGUCUUUAAGGAAAUGUUAGUGAAUUGAGGGUGUGUUCCAUGGGAAGGUGGAGGGGGAACCAGGAGUUGGACGAGGAGCCCGGGGAGACAGGCCUUGUUGAGUAAGGCAUGCAGUUUCUGGGCUCGGGAGGAGAAAAGAAAUGCAACGCAUGCUGUUUGCACUGCUCCAGUCUGCCCCCAUUACCCAGAAGACACCGCAGAUGCAUUUUGUAUGAAUGUGAGUUGUGGUGUGCGCAAACGACGAUGAGCCAAAAUGGCGUCCUUGUGGCGUGAAGAAACGCACGGGGUGCGCCAAAAUGGCAUUUCAAAAGGCCUUUUGACUUGCGGUGUCAGCGAUUUCCACCAUACGAGUCCCAUCUGAGUGUUAACGGUGGUCGUGACACUGGUGCACUUUGCCCAGUAUGGCACUUCCUGGAGUCCGUUUUUAAUAAAAAUAAUAAUAAAUAAAAAACAGGGCUAGGAGCAUCUCAGUGAUACAUUUUUUGCUUACCAAAGCAGCCUUUAUCAGAAGUGGAGUCAUGCGAUUCUGUUUUUCUUUAUUAUUGUUAUUCUAAUUAUUAUGGUUAAUAGGACUACAGAAUUUGAUUGUAUGCAGAAAAACAAAUGGUUAAUUUACUAAGCCACUGUCCUCAUGUUGCCCCCAAUGAUUAAUCUGUUUUCUGGAGCUUUGGAUGGAACACUGUGAAGGCGGCGCAAAAGGUUUGAACAGCACACGAUUUUAUAUGUGAGGUGGGUGUGGUGUUAUAAUUUUGAUGGAAGCCCUUGAGUCUGACAGCAAAUGUAAAGUGCUCUAUACCCCCUGGUCAGCCAUAAUCCUCAGCAGAGGAGUAACAUCGAACAAAUGCCAAAUAAGCCGAGCACUGGACGCAUCUUACUGUGAGCCGAGACACAACACCAGAGCUUUUUGCACUUCCUGUUGUGCAGUGAUGUCACUUCCUGUCUAUGAAUCCUCCCCCUUUCCUUUUUAAAGAGUUCUUUAGUCCAGUUGCUGCAUGAAGUCUCCAAAUCAGUGUGGGUGUCAACUUGAACCAAAUAAACUCUGAAUGAAAACCAUAAUGACAAUUAUGCCAUCCAUUUUUUGUGCCCAUCUAGGAUAUAAUGUAUAAACGAAAAUACAUGCGUACGUAAAAUAAUGAAAUGAUUAAAAAAAGAUAUGUACAGUAUAGGCUAUAUUGUAAAUGGCACAAAAUGCUGAAAAGUUACGGAUGAACUUUUUAAGAGACUAUAAAUAAUGUAACAUAUUUUAUUUUAUUGGCAUGCAUAGUUUUUGUAAAUACAAAAAUUACUGAAAAAUACUACAGCUAUUAAUCUAAUUACAAAUAGUAAAUAUAACAAAAAUAGAAUGGCUUCCCGCAGACACCCUAUGUCACACUUGUUAGAUUGUGACACAAUUUGUUAGAUUAAGUAGAUUUUUUGGGGGAUACUUUUCACUAUAGAGGGGAAAAUCAACUAAAGAACUAUGUAUCAAAAAAGCAAAAAACUAUAUAUGAAUAUACAUGUAUAUGACCACCGUCCAUCACUUCCCCCCCACCCCUCCUUAACUCUGUUUUAAGCCGUUCUGAUAGUACCUGCUCACUUAAGUUUUUUUUUGUGCAAUACAUUCAGCAAAUGACCAAAACUAUAGCCUUUUUUUUGGGUCUGCUGCCAUGGAAUGCACACUGUACAAGCAGCUUGUAGAGGAUUGUGUAGCCUGUGGCGAUGAGACAACUGCGCAACCAACAGUAUCGUUUGUACAUUUAUUGUCACCUGCCAAAUAGAAUACGAAUGUGUCCAGAAGUCCCCAGGCAUCCUGGGUGGCUUAUUUUUCUGCUCGAAACCCUCCGGUGUUGCCAGAUUCAUUGGAAUAUAUUCCCCCCAGACACUCCUCAAUGUCCCUCAUCUUCAUUUGCCUCUCAAUGCAAAAUUUCCCUGAGACCCUAACCCUAACCCUAACCCUCCCCCCACCCAUAAUCCUAGCGAUCUAGAAUUCUUACUUCUGAUAACCUCCCCCGUGAGUUUGUCAGAAAAUCAUUUGACAAAAUUUGGGAGCAGUAAAACCGUAGUGUGACAACCUCGCCCUCUACCCCGAUAUCAAACCUCUCCCCCCAAAACAUGCAAGUGCCAUUGAAGUUUGAUAUUGAUUUUAUUUAUAUUUUAUUUACUUAUUUUUGUUUUUAUUUUUCACAUUAACAGAUUAUUUGUUGUUCUUUUUUAACGGCACGUGCCUUUUUCUGCUUUUUUAUUGUUGAGAAUUCGCAGAAUGAUGCCGCACCAAAACGCUGAACAGUGGAUGGUAGUCAAAAUGGAGCACAAUGCGAAAUCUGUAUCUGACCUUGUGUGAGGAGUCCUAAAACCUGCCUGACGAAUGAACAAAACAUCUAAAAAGACAUCAUUAACCGUUUUUUUUUUUUUUGUUUGUUUAUUUAUUUUUUAAAUUUGCAUUAUUUACCGAACAUGACCUCAAGCAUUCUUUUCCCCCCGCUUUUUUUACAGGCCAUAUUGGCUAGUGAAAAAGCAGCUUGCCUUUUGAUCGGGCGUUCCGUUUUAUGCUUCUGUUCAUUUCGCACUUAACGUUCUUUUUUCGUACGGAUAAUCAUUUCUUGUAACCAUUUUAUUUUUUGGCAUGACUGAGAUGCUAUUUUAUUUCGUUGUUGAAAUACUUGAGAACUGCUUUUUGAUUGUUGUUAUCAUUUGCCACGAAUAAAGCGGGAGAGAUAGUGUGUUGCACAACCACUUGGACUCUUAGCAAGAAUUUAUGAAAGAUUGUCUUCAUUUGAGCACGAACCUUUUUCUUAACAAUAAAGCAGCCUUCCAGUUA